GCGCCCGUGGGCGUUACUUGGGGGCGUGGCCCGGCGGAGGUCUGGCCGUUUGAGCUGCCAGACGCCAUGGAGGAGUACGCUCGAGAGCCUUGCCCAUGGCGAAUCGUGGAUGACUGCGGUGGAGCCUUCACGAUGGGGGUGAUCGGUGGUGGAGUCUUCCAGGCUAUUAAGGGCUUCCGCAAUGCUCCCAUUGGAAUUCAACACCGGUUAAGAGGUAGUGUCAAUGCCGUGAGAAUCCGAGCACCCCAGAUUGGAGGCAGCUUCGCGGUGUGGGGGGGCCUGUUCUCCACCAUUGACUGUGGCCUGGUGAGGAUUCGGGGCAAGGAGGAUCCCUGGAACUCCAUCACCAGUGGAGCCCUGACUGGGGCUGUGCUGGCUGCCCGCAGUGGCCCGCUGGCCAUGGUCGGCUCUGCGAUGAUGGGGGGCAUCCUGCUGGCCCUCAUCGAGGGUGUUGGCAUCCUCCUCACUCGCUAUACUGCCCAGCAGUUCCGUAAUGCACCCCCGUUCCUGGAGGACCCAAGCCAGCUGCCCCCUAAGGAGGGUACCCCAGCCACCAGCUAUCCCAGCUAUCAGCAAUACCAUUGAGGAAACCGCCUGACACCGACACCGUGGGAGCUGCCCCUCGGUUCCCUCCCCGAUGAUCUACCUCGAAGGGAGGGCUGGCUCCCAGUUAGCCCUGAGACCUCCAGAGAGGGCCUCUGCUCCCCUGUCCCAGGGUGGGGGUGGGGCACCCCAGCUGCCCUGAUGGAAGGGUCCCUUUUUUCUCUCAGGGCACCCCAGCCCCGCACAUUUAACAAGCUCUUACCCCAGCUCCUUCGUGUGGCACCCUAAUGAGUAUUUAAAGCGAGUUUGGAAAUGCCUGUGUGUGCGCUUCUUGAGCGUGCUCCAUCCCACACCCCUGAAAAGGGGCAGAGCCCUUCCCAGGGCCCUGGAAGCCCUAGGCCUUAGAGUCCCACAGCGAGUCGGCUGUAGUACAGGUUUGUGGAACGACUGGGAGGGAGUAUAUGAGGAUGUGAAUCAGGUACAGGAACAAGGAUGUGGGGGGCCACACGAUGAACCCUGAGUGGUGUCACAAGCCUGGACGCCAAGGCUGAGAACCAGACCUCUCAAGAAGCCCCUUCUGGAUGAUCCUCUUCGUGGCUCUGCAGUGAAAGUGGGGUUUGGGGACAUCUGGCCCCCUCAAAGAAGGGGUGCCCAGUGUCUGUUCUACCACAGAGACACUUCUGUGCCGUGUGGUUGUCAGUUUGGUUUUUUGAAAAUGAUCGCAGAAUGGCUGGAAAUGAGUUUUCAAGUGUA
This is a messenger RNA of Fukomys damarensis (Damara mole-rat), 1296 nucleotides long. RefSeq names its product translocase of inner mitochondrial membrane 17B (gene Timm17b). Gene Ontology annotation, cellular component: mitochondrial inner membrane; TIM23 mitochondrial import inner membrane translocase complex. The transcript is spliced from 6 exons. Gene Ontology annotation, molecular function: transmembrane protein transporter activity. The record is from RefSeq and is a predicted model, not a curated record. The coding region runs from base 67 to 585 and encodes 172 amino acids. NCBI's taxonomy places the organism in Eukaryota, Metazoa, Chordata, Mammalia, Rodentia, Bathyergidae. Gene Ontology annotation, biological process: protein import into mitochondrial matrix.